Wyeomyia smithii (pitcher-plant mosquito) is the source of this 1028-nucleotide messenger RNA. It is a transcript of the gene RpII33, whose product is annotated as DNA-directed RNA polymerase II subunit RPB3. Gene Ontology annotation, biological process: DNA-templated transcription. NCBI's taxonomy places the organism in Eukaryota, Metazoa, Arthropoda, Insecta, Diptera, Culicidae. The record is from RefSeq and is a predicted model, not a curated record. Gene Ontology annotation, molecular function: protein dimerization activity; DNA-directed RNA polymerase activity. Bases 131 to 958 code for a protein of 275 amino acids. The transcript is spliced from 2 exons. Gene Ontology annotation, cellular component: RNA polymerase II, core complex.
GCUGACGCACAAACGUCAAACUUCAGUUGGCUUCUGUUUGAUAAAUCCGCUCGAGCUUGAAUCUUCGGCUUUGAAGGAAAUUAGUUGUGUUUGAUUACUUUGCGUUUGGAAGGCGGUCUUAGGUGUAAAAAUGCCUUAUGCAAAUCAACCAUCGGUAAAUAUCACCGAAUUAACAGAUGAAAAUGUUAAAUUCGUUGUAGAAGACACAGAAUUGAGUGUCGCAAACAGCCUGCGGAGAGUGUUUAUAGCCGAAACUCCAACACUGGCUAUUGAUUGGGUUCAACUGGAAUCAAACACCACGGUUCUGGCAGACGAAUUUCUCGCACAUCGUGUCGGAUUGAUUCCGCUAAUUUCUGAUGAAGUUGUCGAACGAAUGCAGUACAGUAGGGAUUGCACUUGCUUGGACUUUUGCACUGAAUGCAGUGUCGAAUUUGUAUUAGAUGUUAAGUGUAACGAAGAACAUACCCGACACGUAACCACGGCUGAUCUAAAGUCUAGCGAUCCGCGAGUUCUCCCGGUCACAUCGCGCCAUCGUGACGAUGAAGACAACGAAUACGGCGAAGGUACUGACGAAAUUUUAAUCAUUAAACUACGCAAAGGGCAAGAAUUGAAAUUGCGAGCGUAUGCAAAGAAAGGCUUCGGAAAAGAGCACGCCAAAUGGAACCCAACCUGUGGUGUAUGUUUCGAGUACGAUCCGGAUAAUUCGAUGCGACACACGCUGUUUCCGAAGCCGGACGAAUGGCCAAAAUCCGAACACACUGAGCUUGACGAUGAUAAGUACGAGGCGGAGUUCAACUGGGAAGCAAAACCGAACAAAUUUUUCUUCAAUGUAGAAUCUUCCGGGGCGCUCAAACCGGAAAAUAUUGUGCUGAUGGGAGUUCAGGUGCUGAAGAACAAACUUUCCAACCUUCAGACGCAGCUGAGUCAUGAAACACAAACAGAUGCACUUGCUAUUUAAGAAUUUUACUUGAGAAUAUUAAGAAUUAAAAAAAAAUCUAAUCGCGAGAUUAUUUUUAAAAAGACAACCA